GUGAAAGAAGAAACUGAUGGUAAAGUCAAAGAUCUGAAAAGUGCCCUCAGGAAGUCAGAACAUGAAUGUGCAGAUUUGCAGUUUUUGAAUUCCCAAUAUGCUCAUAAACUGAAAGCCUUACAAAAACAAGAGCAAGCUAAAUCCACCAGAAUACAACAGCUUCACGAACGAAAUAUGAAUGCAGUGGUCGAAACCCCUGGUGGCAGACGACGCCACAUUGCCCAAAGAAGACCUGUCCUUGAGAUGAACACUUCACUGCCCAUGUCCCCUGGAUCCGACAUUCAAACACCCACAAAACCUCAAUCAGAUCCCUACAUGUGUGAUCUGCUUCGUGUUGCAGAUCAGCAGAUUGCAGAACUCAACAGACAGGUCAAAAACAUGGAGGGAAGCAAAUGCAGCAUCUACAAGGAAGAGUGAGACGUUGGUAAAGCAGGUCACUUUAAGAGACAAGGAGAUUGAUAGGCUACAACAUUUGUUGGAAGGUGGCAGACCUACUAAGGCCAUGAUAAACGAUGGGAUGGCUGAGAGCACUGAAAGAGUUAUCUCUCAUCUUAAUAUCCAGGUCGAAUAUUUGCAACAAGCCAACAGAGAACUGGAUGCUAAAUUGAGAGCCUCACUGGCUAAACAGCGAGAGGAAAUGGAGGGAAAUAAGGCAUAUCAAACCAAGGAACACAGACCUGCAACAAAAAUACAACAAAAUUCAAGAAGAGCUAGAAAAGAUGAAGGUAGAAAAGAACGCACGCCUCGGAACAUACGAAACAGAGCUUGACAUGAGUCUUCCACAAGAAUAAAAGACAAAGAGAACUUGUUCGAGGAGAAAGCAGCACAGCAUGUUGCUCUACAAGAGAAGGUAGACGAGCUAAAGUUGGAGAAGAAAGAUCUAGUGAAGUUGCUGACGGAGUCUCAUGUUGAGACGGAGAGGUUCACUCUAGUGGUGAAGAGAUUGGAGGAGGAUAAGAAGGAGGCGGGCAGACAGAUCAGGGAUCUGGGGGAGGAGAAUAAACAGCUGAAGAGGAAUGUGAACAGUUUGGAGCAUAUCACCUCGUUAAAGACAACCAACUUGGAGCAAACAGAAAGGAAUGGCUGAAGCUAACUGGCAGGACCAGAUUGAUAAGUUGACUGAUGAGAGGGACUCUAAUAAAAAUCAGAUUACAGUUCUUUUGAAGGAGGUAGACGAUGUACAGAAGGAGUAGAACCUGAAAUCAGAAGAAGUUAUUAUUACAGACAAGAGUGCUCCAAUUUACAGUCCCUUAUCUCAAAAUACACUAUACCUGCAAGGGAGAAUGAACCGCUAUCACAACUGGAGAAGCUGUCAACUGAACGAGAUAAAGCAAAGCGGCAAGUUUCUGAACUGCAGGAGUGAGAUUCUGAACCUAAAAUCUAAUGUCCGUCUCGUUACCUCGGAGAGAGACAACAUCGAUGCUCUCUACCUUCAGGCAACUGAUGAAGUAAAGAGACUUCGUUCUGAACAGACUGAUCAGUUACUGGCGGAGUCAGGAGCAUCUCUCAAGAUAGAGCGAGAUAACGCCAUCACCAAGCUAAAACAGGCAUUAUCAGCCAAAGAAGGCCUGACAGAGCAACUAGCGCUAGACAAACAGACCGCCCAGCUGGAGACAGAACAAUUGGGAGACAAGGUGAGGGAACAGGACCGUAAGAUACAUUCGCUCACUGUGGAGAGAGAUUUGUUGCAGAACAAAGCGAGCAAUGCUAAGGAGACUAUAAAGAAGUUAGAGGAACUAGUCACCACUUCUUCUACUCAUCUUUAUACAGCUCAAGCAGGGAAAUCACACACGGAGUCGCAGAUAAUGCAUCUUAAGACGGUGGCUGGAGCCGCGCAGCGCAGCAGAGACGAUCUGCACAACAAACUGUCAGAGGUCAAUAUGGAACUGGAGCUGGUAAAUCAGCGCAACAACUUCCUCGACAAACAGGUGCAAGAGCUACAAGAUUCGCUGCGAGGUAAGAACAACAGCACAAUCAAGAUGAAGCAGACCCUUGUGGACAAGGAGAAAGAACAGGACACACUGUUACAACAGCUGGACGAGAAAACGGAGAAGAUACAUGAGAUAAACCAGAAGUUCAUGAAGCAAGAUAAUGAGUUGCACGUGCUGACCAUGGAGAUAAAGGCUUUUGAGGACAAGUUCUCAGAGCAGAAACAACUUGUCGGACAGAAGGACCAGGAAGUUGCCAGUCUGAGAAAACAAGUGAACAAGAUGAUCGAGGAACUGUCACAACUAGAAAGUGUGAAGGAAUUAACCUUGAAACACAACAAACAACUAACCGAUGAUAUUGCUAACAUGACUUCUGAGAACCAGAGGCUGAAUAGCGAGAUGCGAGGUCUUGAGAAACAGGUUCAACUACUAAGAAAGGACUCGAACGAGAAAAGUCACGAGCUCCACAGUAUUGAGCACCUGAUAGGACUCAAGGACGCUGAUAACCAGGAAAUAUUUGAGAAGUACCGAGAGUUGAACAUGGAAUGCGAUAGAAUAGCUCGAGAAGCUAAGAUUAGUGCUGAGAACUGCCACAGCCUGCAGAAGGAUCUCGCUGCAACCGCUGACGUAAAGAACGCUCUAGAAGCCCGGCUAAAAGAACAAACCCUGGAGAUACAGAAAGUUCUGGCUCACAACGAGAAUUUGGAGAAUCACAUUGGUGAUAUGGAGUCACAGGUAAAUGAAUACGGGAGUCUGGUAAAACAGCAUGAGGAGGAGAGGAAACACAUUUUACUUGAUUUAGAGACAGUUAGAGAGAUAAACAACAAGAUAGAGGGGCAGCGUGAGGCUCAUGCUAGACAAGCAGCUAACAGGAGUGUAGAAGUAGAACAACUGCAGCGUGUAAUAGAGAACCUGACGUCUGACUGCGAGAGUUUAAAACGUCAGGUUGCUGCCGAGAAGGAUUGUGCUAGAAACUUGGAGUUCAUUAUCAAAACUGGCCGACAGCAGGAGUAUGAUAACCAGUCAAAAGUUGGAGACAAGCUGAUGAGGGUAAAUCAGUUAGAGGCAAAGGUUCAAAUAAAGGAGACUGAGCUUCACGAAGUGCGGGAGAAGUACCGAGUUGUCUGCGAUGAUUACGAGAGACUUAAAGAACAAAACAAGAAUCUUCUGAGGAGAAUAACAAACGAGCAAUUUGAGAGGGAGAAAGCAAAGAACGAAUCGAACAUUCUGCAGCAUCAGCUCAAAUCUCUGACUCCCAAACCACCGUCACCAUCACGACAUGAAGCCCUGUUUGAGCCCAAAUCAGGACCAUCUGAACCCAGCAGGCCCCAGCCCGACAUCCAGUCUGACUACAAGUACCGUUCAGAACCUGUGUUUUACGAGCACACUCUGUCACCCAGUGUAGUCAGGUCAAGAUCUCGUUCUGCCAGGGCCAAGAGAUAUAUUUCAUCGAACGACGAAACUGAUGAUUCGAUUAUGAAGGAAAUAAAUAGGACGAUGAAAAACAAAACACCGAGCACAGUAGCGCCCUCUAACAUCAGCAUACAGGCCUCCAACAUUAGCUCCAUCAUGACGUCCCUCACUGAAACCACCAUGGACCAGUCCACCAUUGAUAGGAGCGAGUUGGAACGUCCUACUGACUCUAGCUUGGAUAGUAUCGCCAUCAAGACAAAAACGUCGAUGACAGAAGAAAGGAAGUCCUUUACCGCCCCUACCACUACUACCACUGAACACUCUGAUGUCUCUAGACAAAGCUCAAUAGUUGUUGAGGAUGAUGCCGGUCAUAGCGAAACGACGUUUGACGGCGAUGAAGAUGACAGCGUUUAUCAAGCUAUCAGAUCCUCGCAAAGAUCAAGCCGUCAAUCUCAGAGAUAGUAUCUCUUAAUGAUAUCUUCCUAAUCUACUUCAACAAUCUCUUCACUACAAAUCUUAAGGAUACCAACUUGUUUUACUUUAAUAGUGCUUUCUUAUUUUCAGAUUAUCAUACAGUAUCAUGUACUUACACUCGCUGUUAAGACGUGAAUUUAAGUACAGUGAGUAUGAUACAAUAAUAUAAAGCAUGAUAUUUUUAUUUAUCAGAGUCAGAAGUAAUCACAUUAGAGCUUUAAUGAUUGUAUUACAGCGGGCUGUAAUUUAUUAUUAUUAAGGGUUCCGUUACGAUAUCAAUAUGACAUGUUAUGGUAAUAAUGACUUUCAUUACGAUUGCCUUAUUAUAUUUCCACAUCUUUUCAUUACUGAAUGUUUUAACGCUAAAUGUGACAAAACAAAUGUUUUUCAAGUGUAUUUAUAAUGUAAAAUAUAAUAAAUUAUUCAAUUUAUAUCAUGAUCAAAUUUACACUCUUUUAUAUGCGAGAUUAUUAACAUAAUUUUCUGAGUUUACUCAGAAACCGGCGCAUUAUUGUGAAUCACAGGUGGUAAUUAACCACCUUUUUACUUUCUUUUCCCGCCAAAUCACCCUUUUCAAGGCCGUGUUUUCUGACACAAUGUAAACAUUUUAAACUUGAAAUUUCCAGUUCUUGAAGCCUUUUGAAUUUGUGAGGAGUUUGUCAUGUCUUAUUAUGGUCUUGUAUCACGUCGUGACCCCCAUUGUCGUUUCACUAAUCGUGGCGAAAGCCAACGUGUGACUAAGUGACAAUUAUGGUCUAUAUAAUUCUCUGUGUUGGGUCAGAGGUCCAAUCAUGCAGCUAACUGGAUUAAGGCAGUAAGGAAGUACAUUUUCGUGAAAAGCAAGGGUGAGAUGUGCCGAGAGCGGGAAUUGAAUUAUGGUCUAUGUAAUAGAUUCCAAAUUGUCAGCAGUUCC
Molecule: messenger RNA, 4728 nt
Organism: Bolinopsis microptera
Lineage: Eukaryota; Metazoa; Ctenophora; Tentaculata; Lobata; Bolinopsidae
Product: centrosomal protein of 135 kDa-like
Exons: 22
Coding region: 1284-3803 (839 amino acids)
Source: RefSeq, a predicted model, not a curated record